GUGGCUGCCGCCCCCAGCACCGCCCCGUUGGUGACCAAGGCCAUCCCUGGGCCAUCGGGAAAGAUGGCCCUGCAAUCACCGCUACCCAAGCCCUCACCCAAGCCACUGCCUGCGCCUGCGGCCAAGCCCGCCCUCAGCCGGGUGUCUGCUUGA
Monoraphidium neglectum is the source of this 153-nucleotide messenger RNA. RefSeq lists its product as hypothetical. The annotation marks the transcript as partial. The transcript has a single exon. NCBI's taxonomy places the organism in Eukaryota, Viridiplantae, Chlorophyta, Chlorophyceae, Sphaeropleales, Selenastraceae. The record is from RefSeq and is a predicted model, not a curated record.